GGGGACUUGAAGAAAGCUUGUCCGCCACUGGCAGUCAAACGAAACCUCGGUAGGCCUGGCUGGUAAACUUAGGGCAGGCGCGGAUAUACACACAACUGUUGGUUGGAUGGAUUGCUUUCUACAGCAGCCGGGCCGAUAACGUCAUGCAGUUAGACAGCAACCCCAUGUCAGUCUCUGUGGUACAGCACCUCGUGAACACAUAUGAUGCUAUACAACGUCAAGCACAAUGAAGCGCUUCAGUGCCCCGGCAUCCGUCCACCCGGACCCGUCCCGCCCGCCGGAUGACGACGACAGCGACGCCAGCUUGAGCGACGGCAGCAAAAAGGUCAAGACCGCCCAGUCGUUCGAGUCCCUGUUCAACAGCGAGUCCCUGAGCGACAUCAUCCUGGACGUCAACGCUGGCGAGUCCGUGUUCCACGCGCACAAGAUGAUCGUCGGCCUCAAGAGCGAGCGUCUGGCCGCGCUCAUCACCAGCACGGCCACGGCGCCGGCCGACAACAGCAGCAAGCCCGUCCUGCAUCUGCUGGAGGCCCCGGAGUGCAGCGCCGUCUUCAGCCGGUUCCUCUACUUCAUCUACAGCGGCGCCGUCUGGCUCCACCGGGACUACGUCGUGCCGCUCUUCAAGCUCUCGGUCAAGUACGGGGUCAACGCCCUCGCCACGCACUGCGAGAACUACAUCGGUCAGCUCCUGGGCAAAUGUCUCAACGCCGAGAGCAACCCGCCCGCGACCCUUCCGGUCAGCACGGUGAUUGACCUGUACGAGGAGGACGUCUACCGCGAGGAAACCAAAAAAGCGGCGUUUGCUGUGGUGGCGCGGCGUUUUGUGGAGCUGAUCGGCAGUGACCGGUGGAUUACCUGCAGGUGGAACACUGUCAGAGACCUGCUGCGGUACGACGACUGCCUGUGUGAGGAGAAUCUAAUUCUAGUCGCCGCCACCGACUGGAUGAAGAAAAACAGACUGCAGGAUAAAAACCGGAUACAGGAAAUUUUAGCAUCGAUCCGGUACCCUCGCCUGCCGAGGCGGGUACUGUACCACCUGUACACCACGGCCAGCUUCAAGAACUUCCCCCAGGUCCAAGACCUAAUCGAGUCGGCUAUCAGGUACCACUGCUUCAAAGACGUGCCCGAGGCACAGGGCGAGUUCCUCGGCUUGCAGUACCGCUCACGCGGCAAGAAAAGCCGGCACACGGUGUGUGGGGGUGAGACCUGCCCCCCACACCAACAGACCUGGCACCUGGAGACCUGCUCACAGACGUUAGCGGAAGAUUUCAACGACAACAUAGCCGAGGUGAGCAACAGCCGGGACGUCAACUCCAACAGCCACCACUCGCCACACACGUGCCACACCAGCAGACAUUUCCACCACAACCGGCAGUGUGGGCACCAUGCAGGCGGGGCAUGUCCCAGCGCCAUCACUUCCUCCAUUCACAGCUCCCCCAUAGCAGCAGUACAGCCGCGUGUAGUGUGUCAAACUUUGUGUGAUAGCGACACACCCGACAGUGUAUUACACACACACACCCAAGUGUGACACGCCUCAAGUAGGAGUUUCCAAAAAAACCGACUAUUUACGACACAACCAAAUCUGCCUACUUUUAAGUCAAGUGUGAGUGAUACGCCAAACAAAAUCUGGAUAUCUUACAUGGAUAAAAUGGAUUGCUUGACUUACUUGAUGGAUAAAAUAGUUUGCUUUAUAAUUGUUAGAUAAAAUGGAUUGCUUGACAGUUGCUGAAUGAUUUGGAUUUAUUGACUUGGUUGCUGUUAAUUUUAAUUGAACUAGCUGUUUGUGGUGUUGAAAGCUAUGUAGUGAUAUCAAUGUUUGACAGGCUUUAUGUGAUAUAUAAGCUGGUUGUGAGCUUUUAGUCACUCUCCUUUUAAGACUAGCUAGGCAGCUGUAAGCCUCUAGCUAGGCAGCUGUAAGGCUCUAGCUAGACAGCUGUAAGGCUCUAGCUAGGUCGCUUUAAGGCUCUAACUAGGAAGCUGUAAGGCUCUAGCUAGGCAGCUAAAAAGGCUAGUUAGCUAUGAGUGAGCUAGCCAUACCUGUAAAUGGUUAGCUAGCUGUAAAGGCCUAGCUAGCAACACCUGUAGGGGGCUAGCUAUGUAGCUAAAAGGGCUAGCUAGACAGCUGUGAUGGUCUAGCUAGGAAGCUAAAAAGGCUAGUAAGGCAGCUGUAAUGGGCUAGCUAUGCUUGUAAAGGAGCCAGACUUGCCAAGACUGUAUAUUUAGUUCCAUGAGACAAUUUAGAUAUAUGUAUAUGUGAUAAUUUUUAAAGUGUUUCACAAAGUAUUUUAUUUAUGGCUAUUGUGAUGAAGACACUUUGUCCAAACGGGCCAACAUUUUGAUGUUUAUUCACUCAGUUGAAAUUAGCGUGUUAAUCAUUUCCUGCUUUCACUGGUUUAGACAUUUAGAUAUUUAAAUAAAAUGAUACAAUUUA
Physella acuta is the source of this 2431-nucleotide messenger RNA. Its product is annotated as BTB/POZ domain-containing protein 17. Gene Ontology annotation, molecular function: protein binding. The record is from RefSeq and is a predicted model, not a curated record. Lineage: Eukaryota; Metazoa; Mollusca; Gastropoda; Physidae.